AUGGCGGGGGAGAAAUCCGGUGGCAGCGGGCCCUCCUCCUCCUCCUCCUCGGCCGCAUCCACAAUGGACCGCUUCCACAAGAUCGUCCUUAGCUGGGACUACCUCCGCCUCGUCGCCGACGCCAAGGGCGCGGAUCAAACUAAGGGGCUGCAGCGCGUGAAGAACAGCUACGCCUCGGUGGCGGAGUACCUAGGCGUCUUCGAACCUCUGCUCUUCGAGGAGGUCAAGGCGCAGAUUGUCCGUUUCUCUGUUUCUGUUGGCUUCUUAAGCAAUUUUUUGUUUUGUAUGCUUGUGCGGUGUGAGCAGAGAUUGGGCUGGACUGGCAGAGAGGGGUGGUGGGAUCAUGUGCAGAGUCGGAGGGAUUCCACAAGGUGUCCAUGGCCGUGCUCGAUGCCUUUUACCGAAAAAGGCGCGAGAGAGGGGCUCGAUGCCUUUUGGGAGAUUGUGUCAGAGAAUGACCUUCUCCUGCUCUCCAAAGACAAAUUUGUGGAGGGAGUCACUCCCACUGCAUAUGCCUUUGCCAUAGUGGAACAGCGGGGUGGUAAAGGCACAAUCUCUCUUAGAACAUUUGUGGCAGGGGAAAUAAAAAAUCUGAAUGUUGCAAACCCUGUGAAGUCUUCAAGACUAGAGCGCAUUACUUCCAUUCUCUCAACAUCAGGAAGCUUUCUGUCGAUUUUAAAGAUAUGCAGCCUGUCUACUAUACUGCGAGAGUACUCUGCGAUGCACUCUGUAGCUUCACUUCCUUUUAAGGAUUUGAUCUUUUCAGCAUCUGAGAAGAAUAAAGAUGGAGAUGAUCAAAAUCGUGCUUGGAAUGUCCCUGGGCCACUUAUGGAGUACCUGAAAACAAACCUUAAUGAUUCACAGCUAGAUGCAGUUAAUGCAGGUCUUUCUCGCAGAUCCUUUGUCCUUAUUCAGGGCCCUCCAGGAACCGGAAAAACACAAACUAUUCUUGGACUUCUCAGUGCUGUUCUCCAUUCCACUCCAGCCAGAAUGCAGACCAAAGGAGGGUUCAAUGUUCAAAAGCAUGGGUCUGAGCUGGACAUUGAGAGCAAGCUUGCAAACUGGAUGAAAGCAUCUCCUUGGCUGAUUGGUGCAAAUCCUCGAGAUUUGAUUAUGCCUGUUGAUGGUGAUGAUGGUUUUUAUCCUACUGGGAAUGAGAAGAAACCUGAAGUCAUAAGUUCCAGUCGCAAGUAUCGGGCCCAUGUGUUGGUUUGCGCUCCAUCCAACUCAGCACUUGAUGAGAUUGUAUUGCGUGUUCUUCAAACAGGAAUACGUGAUGAAAAUAACAACACUUACAAUCCCAAGAUUGUGCGUAUUGGAUUAAAGGCACAUCAUUCUGUCAAAGCAGUUUCCAUGGAUCAUCUUAUACAACAAAAACUUUCUGGUGUGGAUCGCUCAUCAGAUGGCAGGAGAAGUGGAGCUGGUGAAUAUGAUCGAAUUAGAGCUUCUAUUCUUGACGAAGCAGCUAUUGUAUUUUCUACCCUGAGUUUCAGUGGAUCAGCCAUUCUCACCAGGAUGACUCGUGCUUUUGAUGUUGUUAUAAUUGAUGAAGCCGCGCAAGCUGUAGAACCAGCGACUCUUGUACCCCUGGUUCAUGGAUGCAGACAAGUUUUUCUUGUUGGCGACCCAGUUCAGUUGCCAGCAACUGUAAUUUCAUCGACUGCUCAGGAGUUAGGGUAUGGAACAAGUUUGUUCAAGAGAUUUCAAGCUGCUGGUUUUCCUGUGCAAAUGCUCAAAAUUCAGUAUCGUAUGCACCCAGAGAUCAGUAUAUUCCCUUCAAAAGAAUUCUACGAAGGCAUCCUACAAGAUGGGGAGGGACUCAACAAAAAACGUCCAUGGCAUUCCUACAGCUGCUUUGGACCAUUUUGCUUCUUUGAUAUCGAUGGGGUUGAAUCCAAGCCGUCUGGAACUGGUUCAUGGGUGAACGAGGAUGAAGUGGAAUUCAUAACCCUCCUAUAUCACCAAUUGGCCACACACUAUCCAGAACUCAAAUCCAGUUCCCUAGUAGCUGUUAUAUCACCAUACAAGCAUCAGGUGAAACUCUUGAAGGACCAUUUUCGGUCGACCUUCGGCGAUCAAUCUAAGGAAGUUAUAGAUGUAAACACUGUUGAUGGAUUCCAGGGUCGUGAAAAGGAAGUUGUCAUUUUUUCAUGUGUUAGAUGCAAUAAGGAGCAAAAUAUUGGUUUUGUUUCUGAUUUCCGACGAAUGAAUGUUGCCAUCACCAGAGCUAGGUCUGCUGUACUAGUCAUUGGCUCUGCUUCAACAUUGCAGCAAGAUAAACACUGGAACAACCUUGUUGAGAGUGCCAAAGAGCGAGGGCGCUAUUUCAAGGUUUCGAAGCCAUUCACCAUGUUCUUUGCUGAGGAUAAGUUCAAAACCAUGAAGGUGGAAAGACUUGCUCCAGACACAAGGUUCUCUCAGGCAAUAGAAGCAAUUAACGAAGUUGUUGCAAGGCAAGAAGUCAUGGAUGCCGAUGAUGCUGGUGACCAAGCGGAUGGAGACGAUUAUGAUGCCAUGGAGGCUGACGAUGGAGGUGGUGAUGAUUAAUGUCGGCUAUAGUGUAGUGUCAGGUCCGUUUGGAGGAAUCCUAUUGGAGGCCAGGUACAUA
Molecule: messenger RNA, 2608 nt
Organism: Triticum dicoccoides
Lineage: Eukaryota; Viridiplantae; Streptophyta; Magnoliopsida; Poales; Poaceae
Product: probable helicase MAGATAMA 3
Exons: 20
Coding region: 1-2547 (848 amino acids)
Molecular function (GO): helicase activity
Source: RefSeq, a predicted model, not a curated record